AUGCAAGUCAUUUGGAAAUACUUCCUCACUAUCCGCACUUUGGGUUUUACAAAGAAAAGAGCUGGAACUGAAGACAACAGGACCAUCAGUCUUCUGCCCAUUCUGCCCAGCUCCGUGGGGCACUCUCAAAGCUCCCUCACAACUGUUGGAGUUCUAACAAUUAACAAUGACACGAAACGGCUUUGGACAGGAGGCAUGGCAGACCAUCUGAUGAUGCCCAUGAAUCACAACUCAGCAGGUGGCGGUCUCCACGGUUACAGGAUGGGCAUGCAGGCGGGUCAUCAGCAGCAUGCUAACCAGCAGGGCAUGCGGCCCAUGCCCAAUGGCCAGAUGAUGCACUACGGAGGUGGGCAGGCCAACAUGGAGAGCGCCAUGAGGCAGCGGCAGGCCAUGGGUGCACCCAUGAACGGACAGAUGAACGGAGCGCAGAUGGGCCACCACCAGAUGACCUCUGGAAACAUGAUGUACAACGGGCAGCCUCAUCCAGGACAGCAGCACCACAUGCACCCGCAGCAGCACCCAGGCCAGCACCCUCAGCAGCACCCAGGCCAGCACCCGCCGCAGUCGCAGCACCCGCCGCAGUCGCAACACCCGCCGCAGUCGCAGCACCCGCCACAGCACUCGCAGCAGCAGCAGCAGUUUAUGAACGGAGGACUCACGUCUCAGCAGCUUAUGGCCAGCAUGCAGCUGCAGAAACUCAAUACGCAGUACCACGGACACCCCCUCGGACCUAUGACUGGGGCCCACAUGGGCCCUGCUCAGUACCGCAUGAACCCAGCCCAGUUGGCGAACAUGCAGCACAUGGCGGGACCAGCACUGGCGCUCAAUGGUAUGGACGCAGAUAUGAUCGACGAGGAGGUUCUGACCUCACUGGUCAUGGAGUUAGGCUUAGACCGGGUGCAGGAGCUACCAGAACUGUUCCUGGGACAGAACGAGUUUGACUUUAUUUCAGACUUUGUCAACAAACAGCAGCCCAGUACUGUCAGCUGUUGA
Messenger RNA from Knipowitschia caucasica, 993 nucleotides. The record is from the annotation of a GenBank genome assembly. NCBI's taxonomy places the organism in Eukaryota, Metazoa, Chordata, Actinopteri, Gobiiformes, Gobiidae.